GGGCGCGGCCGCGCGCAUUUUGUUGUAAAUGCGUAAAUGUGGAAAUGCAAAUCGAGGAGGAAGAGGAGGAGGAGGAGGAGGAGGAGGAGGAGGAAAGAGGGGAGGAGGAGGAUGACAAGGAGGAGGAGGAGCCCAAUCGCCGGUGGCGAGCCCGGCCUGGGAGGCCUCGAGAAGCUCCCUGUGCAAAAUCUGUCCCCUCCAGGUGCUGCAAAAGUGCUGGCCAGCAAGAGGUCUAUAAAAGUGCUGGCCAACAAAAACCGUAUUAUGUCCGCAGGCGGAGCUCACCUGCACGUCGGCCCAGCAAUCUGACACCGCGCCUGUGCCCAGGUGACGUACCGAGUGACCUGCCGAGGAGUCUCCGCUGCUGAACAAUCAGAGGUGAGGGCAAUGUGAAGUAUCAAGAGAGAGGAGGUGAGGACGAAGAACGACUAGCUCCUGAAUGGAUAGGGAACUUGCAGAGCCGACCGCUGGCGGACGUCACAUGCAAGUAUGUCAGCUCAGUCUCGCACUCACGGGCGCGAGCGACAAACCGACUGGCGUGCUGCCAAAUCUCCUCUGCUGAAGUUCAGCAGUGUGAGCGAGGAGCAUGCGGGGAGUAGAUCGAAGGAGGGGAGAGGAG
Molecule: messenger RNA, 619 nt
Organism: Prorocentrum cordatum
Lineage: Eukaryota; Dinophyceae; Prorocentrales; Prorocentraceae
Source: the annotation of a GenBank genome assembly